CUUUGCAUACUCUGGGCGGGACUGCGGUUGGUCGGAGAAGCGGAAUACAUGGGCGAGCUGGAGGGAGUGCAGGCAUUUGCGUUCAAAAUCCGCGUUUUACCUGGAUUCAGUUGUGAUCAAGAUUGUGUUUAAGCCACGGGAUGUACAGACAGCCAUUUUAUGACGGAUUGCAGUGAAACGUAGGGAUCUGGAAGGCAGAUAAAUCAACGUGCGAGAAACGAGCAGUAUUACCAGUGGAUCGCUACGUAGCCAGCUGUCGACAACCAUAUCGACUCCGUUUUCCUCGUCUUGAUUUGGUCGGGGUGUAUUUUGGUGUGAUUGCAAGGUUAAACGUCAGUGCGUCUGGGAUACAAUAGCUGCUUGGUCGUGUCACUGUCAUUUGUCAAACCGCUGGCUGCGAUAAUAGGCCUUUGCCUUUUUAGUAAAUCACUUUUUUUUUAUCAUUCCGAAAAACAAGUUAUACAACAGGCAGGUGUAUUUACUUGCAUUAUCUUGCUAGGUCCUAAAGCCCGUCGGGUUGCUGCCACAGCGCUGUUUAGAGGGUCCAGAUGGUUCACUUUGUGUCGGUUUCCAAAUUAUUUAAAACCAUGGAAAUGAAUUUGUUAGAACAAGGCUGAAUAAGAAAAUUGUUUUUUCCCCCCGGCGUACUCGUGCAUUAUACAUUCGGCCAGACAGCUUGAUACCUAGCUGGCUAGUUCAGUUAGCUAGGGAUCGUAGCAAUCGAAUAACAGUCCUGGUAUUCCAGUUGUUAGCGGACGUUCAUUUUUAACAGCGACUUCGGGACUUUGCACGAUAAUAUAACACUGUUUAGCUGCACCACGGAGCAGCAGCCGUGAGUGAUGGUCGUGAAUACUAUCCACUGGUUCAGGAAAGGACUGCGUCUGCAUGACAAUCCUUCGCUGAGGGAAUCGAUCCAGGGGGCGGAUACUGUGCGAUGCGUCUACAUUCUGGAUCCCUGGUUCGCUGGAUCGUCCAACGUGGGGAUUAGCAGGUGGAGGUUUCUGCUGCAGUGUCUGGAAGAUUUGGACGCCAGCCUACGCAAGCUGAGCUCUCGCCUGUUCGUGAUUCGGGGCCAGCCAACCGAUGUCUUCCCCAGACUGUUUAAGGAAUGGAAGAUCAGCCGCCUGUCGUACGAGUAUGACUCCGAGCCCUUCGGGAAGGAGCGCGACGCCGCCAUCAGGAAGCUGGCCAGCGAGGCGGACGUGGAGGUCAUGGUGCGAACCUCUCACACGCUCUACGACCUGGACAAGAUCAUUGAGCUGAACGGAGGCCAGUCGCCGCUGACCUACAAGCGCUUCCAGACGGUGAUCAGCCGCAUGGCUGCCGUGGAAACGCCGGCUGAGGCCAUCACUGCCAAGGUCAUUGGGCGGUGCUCGACCCCCAUCGCCGACGACCACGACGACAAGUUUGGAGUACCGUCCCUGGAGGAGCUGGGAUUCGACACGGAGGGGCUGGCCACAGCCGUGUGGCCCGGGGGCGAGACGGAGGCUCUGACUCGUCUGGAGAGACACCUGGAGAGGAAGGCGUGGGUGGCGAACUUCGAGAGGCCGCGCAUGAACGCCAACUCUCUGCUGGCGAGCCCCACGGGCCUGAGCCCCUACCUGCGAUUCGGCUGCCUGUCCUGCCGCCUCUUCUACCUGAAGCUCACCGACCUCUACAAGAAGGUGAGGAGCACCUCCCGCAGCUCAUUAGGAGGGUGGUGUUUGGGUGGGCUUGCGGUGUACAGUGGUCUGGCUGUGCUGCAGGUGUUUGAGGAGCUGGCUGUGUGGGGAGCUGGGUGUGUGGGUAACAGUGGUCUGGCUGUGCUGCAGGUGUUUGAGGAGCUGCUGCUGGACGCAGACUGGAGCGUGAACGCGGGCAGCUGGAUGUGGCUCUCCUGCAGCUCCUUCUUCCAGCAGUUCUUCCACUGCUACUGCCCCGUGGGCUUCGGCCGCCGCACCGACCCCAACGGAGACUACAUCAGGCGCUACCUGCCCAUCCUGAGGGGCUUUCCCGCCAAAUACAUCUACGACCCCUGGAACGCGCCGGAGAGCGUGCAGAAGGCGGCCAAGUGCGUGAUCGGGGUGCACUACCCCCGACCCAUGGUGCACCACGCCGAGGCCAGCCGGCUCAACAUCGAGCGCAUGCGGCAGAUCUACCAGCAGCUGUCCUGCUACCGGGGCCUGGGUCUCCUAGCAACUGUGCCGUCCAAUCCCGGCGGGAACGAGGGAGCGGCAGCCAUGGGAGCCUGUGCUGCCGAAGGGCCACACGAGGGCGCCACUGCCGCCGGGUACCAGCUCUCUGUGACCCCUCAGAUCGACUGGAACACCGGAGUGCACCCGUACCCCCCCAGAGAGUUCCAGUCCAGCGGCAGCACACAGCAGCAAGGAUUCACUGGGGGAGGCAGCAGCCUGGUCUGCUACAGGCAGGAGUCUCAGCAGACUCUCACUGCACCGCAAGGUCUUAGCGGCAUCCUGAGCACAGGAAAGCGCCACAGUGAGGACGCCCCCCCCAGCGUCAGCUCCAAGGUCCAGAGACAGAACAGCAACUAGCCCACCAGGGGAACUGCAGGACCAGAGACCGGAGCUCAGUGCUGUUAUCAGCAUUUUGUCCUUUAUCUGUUUUUGGUGGGGGGAUAACCACGACAACCACACGCCCCAUCCUCUCUGUGAGCACAGUUCCACAUGUGUAAUGUUCUCAGCUGUAUUUUAUUACUGCAAACCAGUGUGUAAAUAAAGUGUUUGAUUUAUCUGCUUCAUACUCAGAAUGUAAAUAUUUGAUAUUAUCACUUGUGUUUAGUUAUAGACCAUUGAUAUAUUUUUGAUAUUAAAUGUAUGAUACAUUGCAGAUGGAUUUUUGUCCGGUUUGAGAGUAGCCUAGCUGUGUUGGCCUCAGUGUCUCUCCCCUCAGGCUGAGCUCCAGACUCACUCCACUGCCUGAUGUCUGAGAUUAGGGAGUAAAGUCGGUUCUGAGCACAAACUAUCUGGAGCCAUUUAUUUGCCAUCGGAACCUCUGGAGUUCCAGAUUCCAUUUGCAGCCAUUAUACUCUGCAGAGCCCUCCCCCCCUCUGCCCCCCUCCCCUCCCCACCCCUCCUCCCCCCUCUUUGUUCAUCUGGCUUUUGCACAGCUUUGUUACCAUUAUGUGCUACACCACAGUGUAACUGAUUGUAUAGUGCUUCUUGUCUUUUUGGAUUGUGCUUGUUUAAAUAAAUAUAUGGGUUAAUACA
Messenger RNA from Anguilla rostrata (American eel), 3206 nucleotides. It is a transcript of the gene cry1b, whose product is annotated as cryptochrome circadian regulator 1b. Lineage: Eukaryota; Metazoa; Chordata; Actinopteri; Anguilliformes; Anguillidae. Gene Ontology annotation, cellular component: cytoplasm; nucleus. Gene Ontology annotation, biological process: entrainment of circadian clock by photoperiod; negative regulation of DNA-templated transcription; circadian regulation of gene expression. Gene Ontology annotation, molecular function: FAD binding; DNA binding. The transcript is spliced from 14 exons. The record is from RefSeq and is a predicted model, not a curated record. The coding region runs from base 840 to 2531 and encodes 563 amino acids.